CAUAUCGCUUAGUACGACGUCGUGUUUACGCCAAAAAAAAAACUUACGGGGGUGGUUGCUAGAGGAGAAUAUUUACUCUCACCGGAAAGCUCUCCAAGUCGUCUGUCUCCGUUUGGGUUCUUCACGAGGAGCAACGCCGCGACAAUGCUACGCAAGUCUGUUCUCGAGCUUUCAAUAAAGAGGUUCCCGAGGAGUUUGGGAGCUCAGAGAUUUCAUCUGAGUUCGUCGAGGAAGGUAUCUACUUCUGGUAAAAACGGAGCUAAUCCCGUGGGGAAACCAGAUGCCUCAAAAGUGCCUCCUCCUCCUGCGGGGAAACAAGGUGGCUCUGCGAAGGUGUUCAUAGGAGGCGCUGCGGUCGCUGGUGCUUUUCUGUUAGCGUAUCAGACUGGCUAUUUGGAUCAGUAUCUCGGGAAUGAAAGGCAGAAACUAAGCGAGCUUGUUAAGUCUGGUUCCGUCACUGAGAAACUGGAGGAGUCUCAUCAUUCAAGUGUUGAAGAUUCUGCUGGAAUUGGCUCCUCGUCAUCGGAUGGUAAAGCUGAGACGCUACCGGAAUUUCCAGCUUCUGUGGGAAUGCCGCAGAGUGACGUCGUAGAAGUGCAGCCAGAGUCUGAUCCAACACCUGAGCGUUAUACAUAUGUUUCUUCGUCUAACCAACAAGAGUCACCUCAAGAAAAUGCUGCUGAUGAAGGAGAGAAAAGCUUGCCUCUUUCUUCCGAUGAUGAUUCGAAAACUAAGUCUGACGCGUCCCCAGAUGUUGUUUCUGAGGCAGAAAAUGUGAAGUUGGAAGCUGUACAUAAACCUGAGGACACUACUGUUAGUGCCCAGCCUAGUUCGGUUCUUACUGAAAGUGAAAAGGAAUUUGCAGCACUAAAGGAUCUUGCCACUGAAAAGGCACCUGAGGAUGGCAUUGAGCGGGAAGUAAAAACGCCAGGUUCUCUCCUUAAGGAAUACAAUCUAGACGGCAAUGGAUCCUCAUCAGCUGGGGAGCAACUAACUAACGAAACUGAGGCUCUUCCCAAGUCCACUGAGGGGCUGAAAGAUGGUUACAUGACUGAGGAUGGAAAGUUGGUACUUGAUUUUCUGGAUGCCAUUCAUGCGGCUGAGGAAAGACAGUCGCACUUGGAAGCCCAAGUUUUUGCUGAAAAAUUAAGAACCUUGAAGGAGAAGUACGAAAAUGAGUUGAGAGAUCUUAGGGCACGUGAAUUAAUGCGUAUAGAGGAGGCGGCAAUAUUGGAUAAGGAGCUAAAGAGAGAGAAAACAAAAGCAGCAGCUGCUAUCAAGUCAAUCCAAGAGAGAAUGGAAGAUAAGCUCAAAACAGAAAUUGAACAGAAGGAAACUGAAGCUCAGUUGGCUUUGAGUAAAGCUGAAGAAAUGGCGAAAGCUGAGUUGACUGCGGCAAUUGUUAAAGAAAAGGCAGCACAAAUCGAAAAAAUGGCAGAGGCAGAUCUUAAUAUAAAAGCAUUGCAUAUGGCAUUCUAUGCGCGCUCUGAAGAAGCUCGCAAAAGUCAUUCAGUUCACAAGCUCGCAUUGGGUGCACUUGCGUUGGAAGAUUCACUCUCCAAAGGACUACCAAUCCAUAAAGAAAUGACUAUGCUUCAGACUUACCUUGAAGGCAUUCAAGAGGACUCAGUCUUAGAUUUGGUGAUAUCAUCUCUUCCAGAAGAAGCAAAAUCCAAAGGAACCGAUACAACACUGCAGCUGAACCAGAAGUUUGAUACCUUGAAAGGAACCCUUAGACACUUCAGUCUCAUUCCACCUGGUGGCGGAGGAAUCUUAGCACAUUCUCUAGCUCAUAUAGCAUCUUGGCUCAAGUUCAAGGAAGUGGACCAAGCUAAUGGAGGAAUUGAAUCUGUUAUUAAGAAAGUUGAUCUGUACUUGGCUGAGGAUAAACUAGCAGAGGCAGCAGCUGCACUUGAAGAAGGUGUCAAAGGAAGUAAAGCAGAGGAAGUAGUCAGUGAUUGGGUGAGACUCGCAAGAAACAGAGCAAUUACAGAGCAAGCUGUAACAAUUCUCCGAUCAUAUGCAACUUGCGCCAGCCUCACUUGAUCAUUCCUCUUCUGAUCUUACAUUAAAAGGUAUUUUUUUCUUUAAUUCGAUACUGAAGAGUCCCCGAGUUCAUUGAUUUUGCUGGAAGUAGUACCAACCCUUUUUGGUUAGAGGAGAAUCAAUGGUUGUUACAAUACUCUCUUCUUGUGUUUAUGUCUGCAUGCAAGAUAAAUCAGACAAUGUUUCUUUUGGGAUUCAGCCACCGGUUUGGUGUUUAAAAUCACAUGUGUUCUCGAGAGAGACAGAGAUCUUUAUCUGAGUUAAAAUGUUACAAGAAGUUUUAAUAAAAAAUAAAGAGAAUCUCAUUGAUUAUGA
Messenger RNA from Raphanus sativus (radish), 2361 nucleotides. Its product is annotated as MICOS complex subunit MIC60, mitochondrial. Gene Ontology annotation, cellular component: MICOS complex. Bases 145 to 2046 code for a protein of 633 amino acids. Lineage: Eukaryota; Viridiplantae; Streptophyta; Magnoliopsida; Brassicales; Brassicaceae. The transcript has 12 exons. The record is from RefSeq and is a predicted model, not a curated record. Gene Ontology annotation, biological process: cristae formation.